Messenger RNA from Microtus oregoni (creeping vole), 512 nucleotides. RefSeq names its product 40S ribosomal protein S11-like. The coding region runs from base 243 to 482 and encodes 79 amino acids. Gene Ontology annotation, molecular function: structural constituent of ribosome. The transcript has a single exon. Gene Ontology annotation, biological process: translation. The record is from RefSeq and is a predicted model, not a curated record. NCBI's taxonomy places the organism in Eukaryota, Metazoa, Chordata, Mammalia, Rodentia, Cricetidae. Gene Ontology annotation, cellular component: ribosome; cytosolic small ribosomal subunit.
GGAAGAUGGCGGACAUUCAGACCGAAUGUGCAUACCAAAAGCAGCCCACGAUCUUCCAAAACAAGAAGCGUGUUCUGCUUGGAGAAACCGGCAAGGAAAAACUCCCUCGGUACUACAAGAACAUCGGUCUAGGCUUCAAGACGCCCAAGGAGGCCAUCGAGGGCACCUACAUUGACAAGAAAUGCCCGUUCACUGGCAACAUCUCCAUCUGAGGUCGGAUCCUGUCCGGUGUCGUGACCAAGAUGAAGAUGCAGAGGACCAUUGUCAUCCACCAGGACUAUCUUCAUUACAUCCGAAAGUACAAUCGCUUUGAGAAACGCCACAAGAACAUGUUCGUGCACCUGUCCCCCUGUUUCAGGGAUGUACAGAUCGGCGACAUUGUCACUGUGGGAGAGUGCAGGCCCCUGAGCAAGACCGUGCAUUUCAACGUGCUCAAGGUCACCAAGGCCGCUGGCACCAAGAAGCAGUUCCAGAAGUUCUGACCUGGAACAAAUAAAGUUAUUUUCUGGCUA